Molecule: messenger RNA, 1554 nt
Organism: Coregonus clupeaformis (lake whitefish)
Lineage: Eukaryota; Metazoa; Chordata; Actinopteri; Salmoniformes; Salmonidae
Product: WD repeat domain phosphoinositide-interacting protein 3-like
Exons: 11
Coding region: 85-1149 (354 amino acids)
Biological process (GO): protein lipidation; autophagy of mitochondrion; protein localization to phagophore assembly site
Cellular component (GO): cytosol; phagophore assembly site membrane; extrinsic component of membrane
Molecular function (GO): phosphatidylinositol-3-phosphate binding; phosphatidylinositol-3,5-bisphosphate binding; protein binding
Source: RefSeq, a predicted model, not a curated record
CCUGGCUGGCUGUCUGUGGCACAGGAGCAACGCUAGCUAGCAUUCUGUUAACAUUCGGUUGACUGUGAUUAUCUGAUAGAAGUAAUGAAUUUACUACCAUCAAAUGCACAUGGGAACGGACUCUUGUAUGCUGGAUUCAACCAGGAUCAUGGAUGCUUUGCUUGUGGAAUGGAGAAUGGGUUUAGAGUGUACAACGCAGACCCACUCAAAGAGAAAGAAAAACAAGGGACACAGCAUUGUGACGGCGAGAGCCAAGAGUUCAUGGAGGGCGGGGUCGGGCAUGUGGAGAUGCUGUUCAGGUGUAACUACCUAGCGCUGGUCGGAGGAGGGAAAAAGCCCAAAUACCCACCUAACAAAGUAAUGAUCUGGGAUGACCUGAAGAAAAAGACGGUUAUAGAAAUCGAGUUCUCCACGGAGGUCAAAGCAGUGAAGCUUCGAAGGGACAGGAUCGUGGUGGUCCUGGACUCGAUGAUCAAAGUGUUCACGUUCACCCACAACCCUCAUCAGCUGCAUGUGUUUGAGACCUGCUUCAACCCCAAAGGUCUGUGUGUGCUGUGUCCCAACAGUAACAAUUCUUUGCUGGCGUUCCCGGGGACCCACUCUGGGCACGUGCAGAUCGUGGACCUGGCCAACACAGAGAAGCCUCCAGUGGACAUCCCCGCCCAUGAGGGGGCGCUGUGCUGCAUCGCCCUCAACCUGCAGGGGACCAGGAUAGCCACCGUCUCCGAGAAAGGGACCCUGAUCAGAAUAUUUGACACCAUGGCAGGUCACCUGAUUCAGGAGUUGAGGCGAGGGUCACAGGCUGCUAACAUCUACUGCAUCAACUUCAAUCAAGACGCAUCCCUCAUCUGUCUGUCUAGUGACCACGGGACAGUCCACAUAUUCGCAGCAGAGGACCCCAACAGGAACAAACAGUCCAGCUUAGCCUCGGCCAGUUUCCUUCCUAAGUACUUCAGCUCCAAGUGGAGCUUCUCCAAGUUCCAGGUUCCAUCAAAUUCGCCGUGUGUGUGUGCCUUCGGAACAGAACCCAACUCUGUCAUAGCCAUUUGUGCUGACGGCAGCUACUACAAGUUCCUGUUCAACCCGAAGGGGGAGUGUUCCCGAGACGUCUACGCCCAGUUCCUGGAGAUGACUGAUGAGAAGAUCUGACCUUUAACCCCAACCACCUCCUGCAGAAAGACAGACCUUUAACCCAACCACCUCCUGCAGAAAGACAGACCUUUAACCCAACCACCUCCUGCAGAAAGACAGACGUGUCCAGGGUUGACCUUUAACCCAACCACCUCCUGCAGAAAGACAGACGUGUCCAGGGUUGACCUUUAACCCAACCACCUCCUGCAGAAAGACAGACCUUUAACCCAACCACCUCCUGCAGAAAGACAGACCUUUAACCCAACCACCUCCUGCAGAAAGACAGACGUGUCCAGGGUUGACCUUUAACCCCAACCACCUCCUGCAGAAAGACAGAUGUGUCCAGGGUUGACCUUUAACCCAACCACCUCCUGCAGAAAGACAGACGUGUUUAUUUUCUGGAGCAGGAUGACAAGGGGGAUG